AUGGCGAGAAUGCCUGCCAGCGGAGACACGGAGCAGGAGCAGAUGAGCUGCCCCGAGAGGAGAAGGGAUGAGGAUGACGAGGAAGAGGAUGAAGAUGAGAUCCAGGAGGUCCAGAUAACCGGGGAGGAAGAGGACGAGGACGAGGAGUCCAACAGAGAUGGUGUGGAGCUGGAGUGGGAGUCGGGGAGCACUGUGUUGGACUCCAGCGGUUCCGCCGCGGAAAUACAAGCGGUCGUUAUGCGGAGUAUGGACCGGGGAGAGGAGGAGGGAGAGGCGGACCCCUUCAGCAGCAGCAUCCGCGCUGGGCUGGAAUCUCAACUGGAGGGAGACCUUCAGCGGUCAGAGCGGAACAGACUGAGCGAGAACACCCGCCUGGCCACCCGGUAUGCGGUGAGGAUCUUCAGGGAGUACCUCAGUGAAAAAGCCCAAAGUCCAGACUUUGAAACUCUGGACAAGGAGGCGCUCUGCGCGGUGCUGCGCUCUUUUUACGCGGAGGCGCGCUCCAAAAGUGGACAGUUGUACAGCAAGUCGUCCCUCAUCAGCAUCCGCAGCUCGCUGAACCGGUACCUGAACGAGCCACCCUACUGCCGCACCUUAGACCUUACCAAGGACCCCGAGCUGCGCAGCGCCAACCUGACCCUGGCCGCGGUUAUACGAAGGCUGGAGGAGCAAGGCGCCGGUCCUGUGGUGCAGAAACAAGCCAUCACGCGCUCGGACCUGCGGAAACUCUACGAGUCCUCUGUCUUCAACACCGACACGCCGUUUGGACUGCUCAACAAAGUCUGGUUCGAGACCUGUAUGUAUUUCUGCACCAGGGGCCGAGAGAACCAGCGGGAACUGGAGGAGGACUCGUUCGGCCUGGCCGUGGACGAGGACGGAAGAAAGUUUGUCUAUUUUAAAGCUCUCGGACCGUACCACAAGUCCCGCUCCGCCGCUUGGACCAAGAAGCGUCCGGACUCAGAUGAGGACACCUUGCCGCGGAUGUACGAGACGGGCACGGAGCAGUGUCCAUACGCCAGCUUCGUCCGGUACGUAUCCAAACGGAACCCGCUCUGCAGGGCGUUCUUCCAGCGGCCCCGGGACCACUGCUGCGCGAGCGACGUGACGUGGUACGAGAACAAAGCCAUCGGUAAGAACCUGUUGGGCACGAGGAUGCAGAUGUUGUCGCGAGCUGCCAAACUCUCCAAGACCUACACCAACCACUGCAUCGGCGCCGUCUCCAUAGCAACGCUAAACAGCAUCGUGGGCGCCGCGGGCUCCAGGCCCACGACGACGCUUUACGUUGCCUCGGAAACGGUCAACGGUCACGCGCAGUCCCACCUCCAGCUCGUGAUCCCGUACCUACGCCGGGUCACAGACUCUGCGGAUGUGAAGCCGCAGCGGACAACGACAGCGGCGGCAGCAGCGAACACAGACUCAACAACAGCAACGAGGAGAGUCAGCGCCGAGGAGGACCCGGGGCCUCCUUACGCGAAGAAGCUGUGCGUGCGCCCCGGGGCACGCGCGGAGUCGCCUGAGGAGCGGAACGAGAGCGAGUCUGCGCCUGCGAGAGCUACGGAGCCCCAUAUUCAUACGCAGCCCGCCGUCCGGUUCCCGGUCGCUGCGGCCACACAGCAUCCUGACAGGCUUCUGGCAGUAUCCAGCCGUCCUGAGGCUGCAGCUAUGAUUCCAAACCAGCAUCACUUCUCUAAAACUCUGAGCCAAGGCACACCAGCAAGUUCACAGGAUGUCACAGGGUACAGUGUGAUUGGCUCUUUGCAUAAGAAGGAAAGCCCUGACAGCGGGAGUGGCAGCAGCAGCAGCAGCAGCAGCAUGUCGAGUCAGCAGCUAGUCUCUGUGUCUUCUGUGUCUCCUUUGGGCUCUGCUGGUAUCCCCAUGCCAGCACAGCUCACCAAAACCAACGCACCUGUCCACAUUGACGUAGGAGGACACAUGUACACCAGCAGUCUGGCCACCCUCACCAAGUACCCUGAGUCACGGAUCGGUCGUCUGUUUGAUGGAAGUGAACCCAUCGUGCUGGACAGCCUGAAGCAGCAUUACUUCAUUGACCGAGAUGGACACAUGUUCCGCUACAUACUAAACUUUCUCCGGACCUCGAAGCUCCUCAUCCCCGAUGACUUCAAAGAAUACUCCCUGCUGUACGAAGAGGCCGGUUUCUUCCAGUUGGCUCCUCUGCAGACUGAGCUGGAGCGCUGGAGGACAGAGCGGGAGCGCGGGAGCGUGUGUCGGGAGUGCGAGUGUGUCGUGGUUCAUGUGGCUCCGGAGCUCGGAGAGAGGAUCAACGUGAGCGCCCACCGGGCCGUGAUUGAGGAGGUUUUCCCCGAAGUCAGAGACAUCACGUCCAACUCGCUGAACACCAGCUGCAACCAGGAGUCCACACACAUCAUUCGCUUCCCGCUCAACGGCUACUGCCACCUCAACUCUGUGCAGGUGCUGGAGCGGUUACAGCAGAGAGGGUUCUGGAUCGCAGGUUCAUGCGGCGGUGGAGUGGACUCUUCUCAGUUCAGUGAAUAUAUCCUACGGAGGGAGGGUCGGGGCAGCCAGCACCAGCCCCCCACCCUCGUACGAAUCAAACAGGAACUCAUGGACUGA
Molecule: messenger RNA, 2592 nt
Organism: Toxotes jaculatrix (banded archerfish)
Lineage: Eukaryota; Metazoa; Chordata; Actinopteri; Toxotidae
Exons: 6
Coding region: 1-2592 (863 amino acids)
Biological process (GO): protein homooligomerization
Molecular function (GO): protein binding
Source: RefSeq, a predicted model, not a curated record